AUGACGGACUCCCGUCUCCUCUCAUUGGAUGAUCUCAGGGACUUCUCUUCACCUCGUGCGCGUGGCACAACAAGUGUACACUGGAAGCACUUUGGUAGAUCUCGUGACUCCUCACCGAGCCUCUUUACAUCUGGCUUCCAGGACCUCUCUACGCGACACUACAGUCCUCCAGACACCUGGACCCUGGACAAAGUUUCGGCAACGUUCACGGCAGGGCCGAGCCUCAGCACUUUCUCCGUCUUUCCUGAGGGCCAGGGUACCGAAGCUACUCCUCUCUCCAUUACCCUGCCUUCCCAGCCUCGCGCCUCAUCUGCUCGACUUCCUAUCACGGCUUCCUUAGGCCUGCAAAUUCCUAUCAGCUCAUCUCCUACAAGGCGGCGCGAGCGACAGAGACCGGCUCUUGGUCGCUUCAUCGACUUGGACUUUUCUCCCAAUAAUCUGCCGGGCCUCACUCCACCCUCUCUCCGUAGUUCAGACACUUUCCCUUCCCCCUUAUUGUUACGUCGUUCAUUUACAGCUGCCCGAAAAUUCCCCAGCACCAGCGAGGAUCCGGGUUUGAGACGGCAUACUAGUCUGCGUCGUGAUACCGGCCUGAAUACCUCCCUUCCCGAUACUCUUCCGCAUUUGACCUGA
Dibothriocephalus latus is the source of this 633-nucleotide messenger RNA. The record is from the annotation of a GenBank genome assembly. Lineage: Eukaryota; Metazoa; Platyhelminthes; Cestoda; Diphyllobothriidea; Diphyllobothriidae.